AUGGCUGACUUGAUGCCAUCUGUUACCGGUGGCUAUAAGAUGGCCUAUAAGAUCUCGUUUGACGCUGAUGGGAUGGACCUCCAUCACGUCUCAGAUUUUUCAGCUGCUGUAAAUGAUAUAAAAGCAAGAGAGAGCACAUACAGAUACAUCAGUGAGAUUCAUCACACACUCAUCUACAUCAUGACCUUCACCAUCUUCUCCAUCACCUGCUUUGCUCUGGUGGCCUCUGCUCUGGGUUGUGGAGUGCCUGCGAUUAAGCCACAGACGAUCGGCAGCAAGAUUGUGAACGGACAGAAUGCCAUCUCUGGUUCUUGGCCCUGGCAGGUUUCUCUUCAGCUGCCCAGUGGUUUCCACUUCUGUGGAGGAUCCUUGAUCAACCAGAACUGGGUUCUCACUGCUGCCCACUGCGCUGUCGUGGUCGGCUAUCACCGUGUCAUUCUUGGAGAACAUGAUCGUGGCUCCAGUGUUGAACCCAUCCAGGUCAAACUAGCUUCCAAGGUCAUCACCCAUCCGCUCUACAGCAGCACGACUAUCAACAAUGACAUUGCUCUGCUGAAACUGUCGUCUCCAGUCACACUGACUCCCCGUAUCUCUCCUGUAUGUCUGGCUCCAUCAACCAUCAGCAUCCUCCCUGGAACCCGCUGCUUCACCACUGGCUGGGGCCAAACUGCCACCACAAGCAUCCCUCUGAUCCUGCAGCAAACAGGCAUCCCCAUCAUAAGUCCUGCUGUGUGCAGUCAGAUCUGGUGUCAGAGCACUAUCACUGAUGCCAUGAUCUGUGCUGGAGGAGCUGGAUCAUCAUCUUGCAUGGGUGAUUCUGGUGGUCCUCUGGUGUGUGAGCGUUCAGGGGUCUGGUCUCUGGUGGGCUCUGUGUCCUGGGGAAGAAGCAAUUGUGACACCCGUUAUCCAGUAGUCUACGCCCGCAUCUCCCAACUGCGCUCCUGGAUAGACACGACUAUCGCUUCCAACUAGAGCACCAGUCUGAGUAUUUAUCCACCAAGGGAGGGAAAAACACAU
This is a messenger RNA of Sinocyclocheilus anshuiensis, 1017 nucleotides long. RefSeq names its product chymotrypsin B-like. Gene Ontology annotation, molecular function: serine-type endopeptidase activity. NCBI's taxonomy places the organism in Eukaryota, Metazoa, Chordata, Actinopteri, Cypriniformes, Cyprinidae. The record is from RefSeq and is a predicted model, not a curated record. Bases 1 to 972 code for a protein of 323 amino acids. Gene Ontology annotation, biological process: proteolysis. The transcript has 8 exons.